AUUGGCCCAAUCGCCCGCGCGCCCGCCUCGGUGGGUCGCCCGUGUAAGUAUGGUUGGCACGCGCUCGGCGCGGCGGCAAAGAUUGUUGGGCCACAGCUGCCGUUGUCUCCCUAUCAAACAAGGAUUGAUUGCGCCUUUACCCUUGCGACUGUGUGUGCCUGA
Messenger RNA from Amoebophrya sp. A120, 162 nucleotides. The record is from the annotation of a GenBank genome assembly. NCBI's taxonomy places the organism in Eukaryota, Dinophyceae, Syndiniales, Amoebophryaceae.